CAGGUCAAGUGCUGAGCGGCUAGUUACCAGUCCCCACCCUCUUGGGUCUUAACUAGUACUGUCUCAGUAUCUACCACCGUCUACGAUAUCUCCAUUUCGCGUCCUUUCUUCGCGCCUACAGUAUUUGUGAGCGCAUACAGCCACUUCCGAUUUUUCACGUCAGCUCCACAAGUAGAUAUUUACAAUGGGCGGUGUCACUCCAGUCGAGACCCUUCAGCAAUUCCAGGAGAUUAUUAAUAAGGACAAGUACACCGUCUUCGACUUCUGGGCGACAUGGUGUGGCCCGUGUCGUAUGAUCUCUCCCAUUUUUGAGAAGCUCGCCGAGUCAGCUGGAGAUGAGAUUGAGUUCUACAAGGUCGAUGUGGAUUCUGCGCCUGAUAUUGCGCAGGAAGUUGGAAUCAAGGCGAUGCCUACUUUCAUCUUGUUCAAGAACGGCCAGAAGGUUGACGACCUCAUGGGUGCUCACCCCGGAAAGUUGAAUGAACUCAUCGCAAAGUCAAAGCAGUGAUGAUAGAGCCAUCAUUGAAUAUGUAGGAAGGAGAGGGCACCGUAUUCGUGUACUUGUAAACUUAAAUGGGAACCGAAGAAUGAAACGAUCUUUGAUGUAGCUGUGGUGUAUUAC
Molecule: messenger RNA, 622 nt
Organism: Fomitiporia mediterranea MF3/22
Lineage: Eukaryota; Fungi; Basidiomycota; Agaricomycetes; Hymenochaetales; Hymenochaetaceae
Product: thioredoxin
Exons: 4
Coding region: 185-508 (107 amino acids)
Molecular function (GO): protein-disulfide reductase activity
Source: RefSeq, a predicted model, not a curated record